This is a messenger RNA of Penicillium soppii, 813 nucleotides long. RefSeq names its product Ser/Thr protein phosphatase superfamily. Gene Ontology annotation, molecular function: hydrolase activity. The record is from RefSeq and is a predicted model, not a curated record. The transcript has a single exon. Lineage: Eukaryota; Fungi; Ascomycota; Eurotiomycetes; Eurotiales; Aspergillaceae. The coding region runs from base 1 to 813 and encodes 270 amino acids.
AUGUCCUUUCAGAUAUUAUCUGAUCUACAUCUAGAGAAUCCGUCUGCCUACGAUGUAUACACAAUUUCCCCCAAAGCAUCAUAUCUCGCUCUUCUGGGCGACAUAGGCGUUGUCAAGGAUGCCGGGUUUUUCCCAUUCAUGGAAGCUCAACUGAGUCGGUUCCAGGUCGUCUUCUUUCUAUUAGGCAACCACGAGCCCUACUACUCUACUUGGGCAGAAACGAAGCAAACAAUUCAUCAAUUCUCAGCUUCGGUUGACGAGCGGCGUUUACAUUCAAAACACCAUGGACUGGAAACAUUAGGCUCUUUUAUUUUCUUAGACCAAACUCGGUACGAUCUCUCAUCAGAUCUGACCGUGUUGGGGUCUACACUCUUCUCGGAUGUCAGUGAGGCCCAUAAAGAGCGUGUCAGCUUCGGUCUCAAUGACUUCUAUCGCAUCCACGACUGGACAGUUGAAGAUCACAUGGCUUCCCACAAAGCAGAUUUGCAGUGGUUGAAUGAUCAGGUUUCUGAGAUAGCAACCUCCGAACCGCAUCGCAAGAUAGUGGUCUUGAGCCACCAUAGCCCGGUUACUCAGGAUGCCAGAGCGGUUGAUCCAAAACAUAUAAGCAGUCCGCUCUCAUCGGGCUUUGCCACCGAUCUCUCGGCGCAAGAGUGUUGGAAGAGCCCGUUGGUGCGGCUGUGGGCGUUCGGUCAUACUCACUUCAAUGCCAAUUACCUUGAAGAUACAGGGAAGCUGGUCGUUAGUAACCAGCGGGGGUAUUACUUCUCUCAGGCACAAGAUUUUAAUGAGGAGCUAGUGGUGACGAUUUGA